UACAAUGGCUCCCUCCCGAACGGAGACCGGGGCAGAAGGAAAAGCCGCUUCGCCCUGUACAAGAGAACCAAAGCCAACGGUGUUAAACCCAGCACCGUCCAUAUCCUCAACACCCCACAGGCCAGCAAGGUAAACCAGGAACCUAGUCUGCUCAUGUAGGCUAUUCAUGAAUGAACUAAGUAAUUGGUUGGAUUAAUACUUGAUGAGUUCUCAUGAAAAUGAUUGUCAUUUUUUACAUUAAUUUCUACACACAAAAAAUGUUUUUCAUGUAUCUACAUUGGAACCUCAGUCAAGAAAAUAUUGCUGCUCUAUUGAGAGAUCUGUGACAUUUACUACACAAAAGCUGCAGACUGCAGCCAGUCCUCCAGAAAAGGAGGACUGCUAGAAAUCUGCCUAGUUCAUGUCUGUGCUCUUGCAUUCCAACAUUUGGUCUCCUAGCAAAAUCAAGCACACAUUUCACAGCACUUCUCCUUUUUGAAGUUUGCGUCUUUUGGCUUUAGGCCCUUGAGUCUGGGUUGGUCUCCCACCCCUGUAGCCUGACUGUGAAGUCUGCUGGCUGGCUGCUCUCACUGGGAGAAGGUUAGGCGCUAGCUGAUAAAGGCAGUGUAAUAUCUCAGAUGGCCUGUUUACUGAACUGUACUGUGCUCUGCUCUGUUUCAUGACACUAGGGCUGACCCCAUUUAGUCGAUUGUUUGGUCGAUAGGCUGUUGGUCGACCAAUAUUUCUUUAGUCGAGCAGUAGAAAAAAAACAAUAAUUCAUGGUGUGCAAGACACCUGUCUGAUUUGCGCCUGUCUGGGUGAACUAAUCCAUUGUGGAGGCCGUGGGGAUGGCACAGUCCUACACUCUAAGGCAGGGGUGUCAAACGUACGGCCCGCGGGCCGGAUCAGGAUCAUUAUUAUUAUUUUUUUGGUAAAGUAUAAAAAUGCGCUGCAAUUUUUCAAUAAAAUUAACUGCUGUUCCAAUUGCGUCCACUGGAUGGCGCAAUAGCAAGCAAACUGUUUAUACCGGGGCAGAGCAAGUAGGUCAAGCACGUGCAGCCAAUGAGCUACUUUGUUUUGCCCGCGAUAUUUAUUACGGCUUCUACUUUUAACAUUAUGUGCUUUGGCACCCUCAUUGCCCCAAUAUGUCUCUGUCAAAAAAGAGAAAAGUGGACGCAGAGUGUUCCAAGAAAAGGGGUCAUCCUAUUUAUUCACGGAAUUGAAUGGGAAAGCUGUAUGUUUGGUGUGUUCAGAGCAUGUUGCAGUGCUGAAAGAAUAUAACCUUCGUCGCCACUAUGUGAGUCUUCAUGCCGACAAGUAUGACAACUUUCAAGGACAGCGGAGAUGAGAGAAGGUGAAUGAACUGUUGGCGGGUCUGAAGAAACAGCAGUCUGUGUUUACUCACAGCCGAGACAUCAGUGACGCUGCAGUGAAAGCUAGCUACCUCAUUGCUAAUGAAAUCGCAGUGGCUUCAAAACCAUUUAGUGAGGGUGAAUUUGUAAAAACAUGCAUGAUGAAGGCAGCGGAGAUUGUGUGCCCUGAAAAGCGGCAGGCUUUUGCAAAUAUCAGCCUGACAAGAAACACAGUUGCAGACAGGAUUUCCGAUCUUUCAGUGGAUUUGGAUAGCCAGUUGAAGCAAAAAGCAAAGUCAUUUAUUGCGUUUUCGGUUGCAAUUGAUGAAAGCACGGACAUUACAGAUGUUGCACAACUGGCCAUUUUCAUCCGCGGAGUUGAUGACACAUUGACCGUCACCGAGGAGUUCGUGGAGUUGGUGCCGAUGACAGAUACAACGACAGCAGCUGAUAUUUUUACCGCACUCGUCGGCGCGCUGGACAGUGUCGGAGUGGACUGGUCCCGCGCUGUCAACAGAUGGUGCGCCCUCAAUGAACGGGAAAAAAGCAGGCGUUGUGACAAAGUUCAGAGAGAAAGUGCAAUCUGCAAAUGGAGGACGUGAUUUUUUGACUUUUCACUGUAUUUUGCACCAGGAGGCUUUGUGUUGCAAGUCAUUAAAGAUGGAUAACGUCAUGAAGGUGGUCAUCCAAACUGUUAAUUUCAUCCGAUCCAGAAGCCUGAAUCACCGUCAGUUUGACAGCCUUCUGUUGUAUGUUGAUCGUAUUAAAACAAAGAAAACAAUCUGAAGUUGUUGUUUUUAAGUUAUAUAUACACCAUGAUUUUUCCGGUCCGGCCCACUUGGGAAUAGAUUUUCCUCCAUGUGGCCCCUGAGCUAAAAUGAGUUUGACACCCCUGCUCUAAGGCAUGUGCUACUGAAAUGGUUAAGGACAAUGGUGCAACACAACAAAUUAUAUUAUUUUAUAACAAAUGCGCUUUCUACCGCGUUUUGAUAGCGGUCGCUGUCCGCGGUUCUGAAACAUCAGUGCGCUGUUGAAUUAGUGCCUUUUCCUAGACCAUGUUGCUAUGCGCAUAAUAGCAAAGUUAACCUGCAUAUUGGUGUUGAGAACAAUAGGGCGGAGGCAGCAGCGGAGUUAGGAGACGAGAAAACAGCCCUUGCCUUAAUUGUCUAGGAAAAGUGAGGAGAGCGGAAACCCCAACUUAAUUAGGUAUAUAAUCAAUAGCAUAACUGUUAAAUGUGCCUGGCUUUAUAAAUCAUCCAUAUAUACAGUGGGGGAAAAAGUAUUUAGUCAGCCACCAAUUGUGCAAGUUCUCCCACUUAAAAAGAUGAGAGAGGCCUGUAAUUUUCAUCAUAGGUACACGUCAACUAUGACAGACAAAUUGAGAAAAAAAAAUCCAGAAAAUCACAUUGUAUGAUCUUUUAUGAAUUUAUUUGCAAAUUAUGGUGGAAAAUAAGUAUUUGGUCACCUACAAACAAGCAAAUUUCUGGCUCUCACAGACCUGUAACUUCUUAUUUAAGAGGCUCCUCUGUCCUCCACUCGUUACCUGUAUUAAUGGCACCUGUUUGAACUUGUUAUCAGUAUAAAAGACACCUGUCCACAACCUCAAACAGUCACACUCCAAACUCCACUAUGGCCAAGACCAAAGAGCUGUCAAAGGACACCAGAAACAAAAUUGUAGACCUGCACCAGGCUGGGAAGACUGAAUCUGCAAUAGGUAAGCAGCUUGGUUUGAAGAAAUCAACUGUGGGAGCAAUUAUUAGGAAAUGGAAGACAUACAAGACCACUGAUAAUCUCCCUCGAUCUGGGGCUCCACGCAAGAUCUCACCCCGUGGGGUCAAAAUGAUCACAAGAACGGUGAGCAAAAUUCCCAGAACCACACGGGGGGACCUAGUGAAUGACCUGCAGAGAGCUGGGACCAAAGUAACAAAGCCUACUAUCAGUAACACACUACGCCGCCAGGGACUCAAAUCCUGCAGUGCCAGACGUGUCCCCCUGCUUAAGCCAGUACAUGUCCAGGCCCGUCUGAAGUUUGCUAGAGUGCAUUUGGAUGAUCCAGAAGAGGAUUGGGAGAAUGUCAGAUGAAACCAAAAUAGAACUUUUUGGUAAAACCUCAACUCGUCGUGUUUGGAGGACAAAGAAUGCUGAGUUGCAUCCAAAUAACACCAUACCUACUGUGAAGCAUGGGGGUGGAAACCUCAUGAUUUGGGGCUGUUUUUCUGCAAAGGGACCAGGACGACUGAUCCGUGUAAAGGAAAGAAUGAAUGGGGCUAUGUAUCGUGAGAUUUUGAGUGAAAACCUCCUUCCAUCAGCAAGGGCAUUGAAGAUGAAACGUGGCUGGGUCUUUCAGCAUGACAAUGAUCCCAAACACACUGCCCGGGCAACGAAGGAGUGGCUUCGUAAGAAGCAUUUCAAGGUCCUGGAGUGGCCUAGCCAGUCUCCAGAUCUCAACCCCAUAGAAAAUCUUUGGAGGGAGUUGAAAGUCCGUGUUGCCCAGCGACAGCCCCAAAACAUCACUGCUCUAGAGGAGAUCUGCAUGGAGGAAUGGGCCAAAAUACCAGCAACAGUGUGUGAAAACCUUGUGAAGACUUACAGAAAACGUUUGACCUGUGUCAUUGCCAACAAAUGGUAUAUAACAAAGUAUUGAGAAACUUUUAUUGACCAAAUACUUAUUUUCCACCAUAAUUUGCAAAAAAAAUCAUUAAAAAUCCUACAAUGUGAUUUUCUGGAUUUUUUUCCCUCAUUUUGUCUGUCAUAGUUGACAUGUACCUAUGAUGAAAAUUACAGGCCUCUCUCAUCUUUUUAAGUGGGAGAACUUGCACAAUUGGUGGCUGACUAAAUACUUUUUUCCCCCACUGUGUGUGUGUGUAUGUGUGUGUAUAUGUGUGUGUGUGUAUAUAUAUAUAUAUAUAUAUAUAUAUAUAUAUAUAUAUAUAUACACACACACACACACACAGUGGGGAGAACAAGUAUUUGAUACACUGCCGAUUUUGCAGGUUUUCCUACUUACAAAGCAUGUAGAGGUCUGUAAUUUUUAUCAUAGGUACACUUCAACUGUGAGAGACAGAAUCUAAAACAAAAAUCCAGAAAAUCACAUUGUAUAAUUUAAGUAAUUGAUUUGCAUUUUAUUGCAUGACAUAAGUAUUUGAUACAUCGGAAAAGCAGAACUUAAUAUGUGUUACAGAAACCUUUGUUUGCAAUUACAGAGAUCAUAUGUUUCCUGUAGGUCUUGACCAGGUUUGCACACACUGCAGCAGGGAUUUUAGUCCCACUCCUCCAUACAGACCUUCUCCAGAUCCUUCAGGUUUCGGGGCUGUCGCUGGGCAAUAUGGACUUUCAGCUCCCUCCAAAGAUUUUCUAUUGGGUUCAGGUCUGGAAACUGGCUAGGCCACUCCAGGACCUUGAGAUGCUUCUUACGGAGCCACUCCUUAGUUGCCCUGGCUGUGUGUUUCGGGUCGUUGUCAUGCUGGAAGACCCAGCCAUGACCCAUCUUCAAUACUCUUACUGAGGGAAGGAGGUUGUUGGCCAAGAUCUCGCGAUACAUGGCCCCAUCCAUCCUCCCCUCAAUACGGUGCAGUCGCCCUGUCCCCUUUGCAGAAAAGCAUCCCCAAAGAAUGAUGUUUCCACCUCCAUGCUUCACGGUUGGGAUGGUGUUCUUGGGGUUGUACUCAUCCUUCUUCUUCCUCCAAACACGGUGAGUGGAGUUUAGACCAAAAAGCUCUAUUUUUGUCUCAUCAGACAACAUGACCUUCUCCCAUUCCUCCUCUGGAUCAUCCAGAUGGUCAUUGGCAAACUUCAUACGGGCCUGGACAUGCGCUGGCUUGAGCAGGGGGACCUUGCGUGCGCUGCAGGAUUUUAAUCCAUGACGGCGUAGUGUGUUACUAAUGGUUUUCUUUGAGACUGUGGUCCCAGCUCUCUUCAGGUCAUUGACCAGGUCCUGCCGUGUAGUUCUGGGCUGAUCCUUCACCUUUCUCAUGAUCAUUGAUGCCCCACGAGGUGAGAUCUUGCAUGGAGCCGCAGACCGAGGGUGAUUGACCGUCAUAUUGAACUUCUUCCAUUUUCUAAUAAUUGCGCCAACAGUUGUUGCCUUCUCACCAGGCUGCUUGCCCAUUGUCCUGUAGCCCAUCCCAGCCUUGUGCAGGUCUACAAUUGUAUCCCUGAUGUUCUUACACAGCUCUCUGGUCUUGGCCAUUGUGGAGAGGUUGGAGUCUGUUUGAUUGAGUGUGUGGACAGAUGUAUUUUAUACAGGUAACGAGUUCAAACAGGUGCAGUUAAUACAGGAAAUGAGUGGAGAACAGGAGUGAUUCUUAAAGAAAAACGAACAGGUCUGUGAGAGCCGGAAUUCUUACUGCUUGGUAGGUGAUCAAAUACUUAUGUCAUGCAAUAAAAUGCUAAUUAAUUACUUAAAAUCAUACAAUGUGAUUUUCUGGAUUAUUUUUUUCGAUUGCGUCUCUCACAGUUGAAGUGUACCUAUGAUAAAAAUUACAGACCUCCUACAUGCUUUGUAAGUAGGAAAACCUGCAAAAUCGGCAGUGUAUCAAAUACUUGUUCUCCCCACUGUGUGUGUGUGUGUGUGUAUAUAUAUAUAUACAUACAUACAUACAUACAUACAUACAUACAUACAUACAUACAUACAUACAUACAUACAUACACACACACACACACACACACACACACACACACACACACACACACACACACACACACACACACACACACACACACACACACACACACACACACACACACACACACACACACACACACACACACACACACAGUGAGGGGGAAAAGUAUUUGAUCCCCUGCUGAUUUUGUAUGUUUGCCCACUGACAAAGAAAUGAUCAGUCUAUAAUUUUAAUGGUAGGUUUAUUUGAACAGUGAGAGACAGAAUAACAACAAAAAAAUACAGAAAAACGCAUGUCAAAAAUGUUAUAAAUUGAUUUACAUUUUAAUGAGGGAAAUAAGUAUUUUACCCCCUCUCAAUCACAAAGAUUUCUGGUUCCCAGGUGUCUUUUAUACAGGUAACGAGCUGAGAUUAGGAGCACACUCUUAAAGGGAGUGCUCCUAAUCUCAGUUUGUUACCUGUAUAAAAGACACCUGUCCACAGAAGCAAUCAAUCAAUCAGAUUCCAAACUCUCCAUCAUGGCCAAGACCAAAGAGCUCUCCAAGGAUGUUAGGGACAAGAUUGUAGACCUACACAAGGCUGGAAUGGGCUACAAGACCAUCGCCAAGCAGCUUGGUGAAAAGGUGACAACAGUUGGUGCGAUUAUUCACAAAUGGAAGAAACACAAAAUAACUGUCAAUCUCCCUCGGCCUGGGGCUCCAUGCAAGAUCUCACCUCGUGGAGUUGCAAUGAUCAUGAGAACGGUGAGGAAUCAGCCCAGAACUACACGGGAGGAUCUUGUCAAUGAUCUCAAGGCAGCUGGGACCAUAGUCACCAAGAAAACAAUUGGUAACACACUACGCCGUAAAGGACUGAAAUCCUGCAGCGCCCGCAAGGUCCCCCUGCUCAAGAAAGCACAUAUACAGGCCCGUCUGUAGUUUGCCAAUGAACAGCUGAAUGAUUCAGAGGAGAACUGGGUGAAAGUGUUGUGGUCAGAUGAGACCAAAAUCGAGAAUCAACUCAACUCGCUGUGUUUGGAGGAGGAGGAAUGCUGCCUAUGACCCCAAGAACACCAUCCCCACCGUCAAACAUGGCGGUGGAAACAUUAUGCUUUGGGGGUGUUUUUCUGCUAAGUGGACAGGACAACUUCACCGCAUCAAAGGGACGAUGGACGGGGCCAUGUACCGUCAAAUCUUGGGUGAGAACCUCCUUCCCUCAGCCAGGGCAUUGAAAAUGGGUCGUGGAUGGGUAUUCCAGCAUGACAAUGACCCAAAACACAUGGCCAAGGCAACAAAGGAGUGGCUCAAGAAGAAGCACAUUAAGGUCCUGGAGUGGCCUAGCCAGUCUCCAGACCUUAAUCCCAUAGAAAAUCUGUGGAGGGAGCUGAAGGUUCGAGUUGCUAAACGUCAGCCUCGAAACUUUAAUGACUUGGAGAAGAUCUGCAAAGAGGAGUGGAACAAAAUCCCUCCUGAGAUGUGUGCAAACCUGGUGGCCAACUACAAGAAACGUCUGACCUCUGUGAUUGCCAACAAGGGUUUUGCCACCAAGUACUAAGUCAUGUUUUGCAGAGGGGUCAAAUACUUAUUUCCCUCAUUUAAAAUUUAUGCGUUUCUUGAUUUUUUUGUUUUUUGUUAUUAUGUCUCUCACUGUUCAAAUAAACCUACCAUUAAAAUUAUAGACUGAUCAUGUCUUUGUCAGUGAGCAAACGUACAAAAUCAGCAGGGGAUCAAAUACUUUUUUCCUUAUAUAUAUAACUCCACUAAUUUGAAGGGGUGUCCACAUACUUUUGUGUAUGUAUGUAUGUAUGUAUGUAUGUAUGUAUGUAUGUGUGUGUGUAUAUAUAUAUAUAUAUAUAUAUAUAUAUAUAUAUAUAUAUAUACACACACACACACACACACACACACACACACACACACACACACACACACACACACACACACACACACACACACACACACACACACACACACAGUUGAAGUCGGAAGUUAACAUACACCUUAGCCAAAUACAUUUAAACUCAGUUUUUCACAAUUCCUGACAUUUUAUUCCUAGUAAAAAUUCCCUGUCUUAGGUCCGUUAUGAUCACCACUUUAUUUUUUCCACAAGCUUCCCAUAAUAAGUUGGGUGAAUUUUGGCCCAUUCCUCCUGACAGAGCUGGUGUAACCGAGUCAGGUUUGUAGGCCUCCUUGCUCACACACGCUUUUUCAGUUCUGCCCACAAAUUGUCUAUAGGAUUGAGGUCAGGGCUUUGUGAUGGCCACUCCAAUACCUUGACUUUGUUGUCCUUAAGCCAUUUUGCCACAACUUUGGAAGUAUGCUUGGGGUCUUCCUGACUGAUGUCUUGAUGUUGCUUCAAUAUAUCCACAUAAUUUUCCUUCCUCAUGAUGCCAUCUAUUUUGUGAAGUGCACCAGUCCCUCCUGCAGCAAAUUACCCCCACAGCAUGAUGCUGCCACCCCCGUGCUUCACGGUUGAGAUGGUGUUCUUCGGCUUGCAAGCGUUCCCCCUUUUUCCUCCAAACAUAACAAUGGUCAUUAUGGCCAAACAGUUCUAUUUUUGUUUCAUCAGACCAGAGGACAUUUCUCCAAAAGGUAAGAUCUUUGUCCCCAUGUGCAGUUGCAAACUGUAGUCUGGCUUUUUUAUGGCGUUCGGAGCAGUGGCUUCUUCCUUGCUGAGCUGCCUUUCAGGUUAUGUCGAUAUAGGACUCGUUUUACUGUGGAUAUAAAGAUUUUUGUACCUGUUUCCUCCAGCAUCUUCACAAGGUCCUUUGCUGUUGUUCUAGGAUUGAUUUGCACUUUUCGUACCAAAGUACGUUCAUCUCUAGGAGACAGAAUGCGUCUCCUUCCUGAGCGGUAUGGCGGCUGCGUGGUCCCAUGAUGUUUAUACUUGCGUACUAUUGUUUGUACAGAUGAACGUGGUACCUUCAGGCGUUUGGAAAUUGCUCCCAAGGAUGAACCAGACUUGUCGAUUUUUCUUUUGAUUUUCCCAUGAUGUCAAGCAAAGAGGCACUGACUUUGAAGGUAGGCCUUGAAAUACAUCCACAUGUACACCUCCAAUUGACUCAAAUUAUGUCCAUUUGCCUAUCAGAAGCUUCUAAAGCGAUGACAUCAUUUUCUGGAAUUUUCCAAGUUGUUUAAAGGCACAGUCAACUUAGUGUAUAUAAACUUCUGAACCACUGGAAUUGUGAUACAAUGAAUUAUAAGUGAAAUAAUCUGUCUGUAAACAAUUGUUGGAAAAAUUACUUGUCAUGCACAAAGUAGAUGUCCUAACCGACUUGCCAAAACUAUAGUUUGUUAAGAAUAAAUUUGUGGAGUGGUUGAAAAAUGAGUUUUAAUGACGCCAACCGAAGUGUGUGUGUGUGAGAGAGAGACUUACUGAAGAGCUCAGUGACUUUCAGUGUGGCACCGUCAUAGCAUGCCACCUUUCCAACAAGUCAGUUCGUCAAAUAUCUGCCCUGCUAGAGCUGCCCCGGUCAACUGUAAGUGCUGUUAUUGUGACGUUGAAACGUCCAGGAGUAACAGCGGCUCAGCCGCAAAGUGGUAGGCCACACAAGCUCACAGAACAGGACCGCUGUCUUCGGUCCUUUAGGAUCACCACGGAAACUACCUGAAAACAAUUUCACAAUUUCGGCUGUUUUUAAUCUUUGCUAUGCUGUAAUAAAAGCUUUACACUUUUUUUUUCAUCAGAACAGCCCCUGGUAUUACUUAUUUAUUUAGUGUUGUUUACAUUGUUUCAAAUAGUCAGAAAUUAUAUUAACAAUAAUAACCCUCCUUUUUCUUGAUCUCCUUGUUUUUAUUAUGAUUAUUAUAAUAAGUAUUGUUGUUAUCUUUAGUAGGCUUAGUAUAGCAGCUUUGUAUAACCACCAUCGAGCUGUAGGCCUAAGAGCACAUCCUGUUUUAGUCUUAAUACAAAUAAAAUAAAAUGUUAUUAGUCACAUACAUGUGUUUAGCUGUUAUUGCUGGUGUAGCGAAAUGCUUGUGCUUCUAGCUCCGACAGUGCAGUAAUAUCUAACAAUUUCACAACAUAUACACACAAAUCUAAGUGUGUAAAACCCCUAGCACCUUCACCUCCCUUUUCCCUCUGCCACUCUGUUAUCACCCUGGUAUCAGGGCCUGUAUUUAGCUUGGUUUAGUGGGUGAAGUGAGGAGGAAGUUGUUGCAAUUGGCUGACCUUCCGCUCACAGCUGUACACACAAAGAUGAAAUGGCUGUUCAUUCUGGCAGGCAAGAAAGGGAACCUUGUUUUGAAAUUCUCCCUUUUGUGGCCCUCAGUAGCCUACCACUGUUGUCAGUGAAUGAGUUCAACAUACCUAUCGUCCUUGAGCCAGCACUGAGAGUUCUAUUUGAAAGCAGAGAUGUGAGAUGUCCAUUGAGAGGGCAACUAUUAUGGAUAUCCGUUUGUAUCCCCCGAUGCGUUCUCUCGCUCAGUAAGAAUGUGUUUCUCACUCUGUUUUCACUCACUCACCCAAGAAGACACACACACCAUGUGAACAUAGUGAGAAGGCUGACUGACUGAAUGAGUGGGGCUAUGCACACUCUGGCAGAUAAUGAGGAUCUCUGCCACUGCCAGACUCCUAUUCAAAUCAUGCCUCUGCUCUCUAAUCUUCCCUCUUGAUCUCAAUUAGAGGGGUCUGUCCGGGUGUGUGUGUCUUUGUGAUGUGUGUUCCUUUGGGUGUUCCCUAACAUAAGGUUUAGGCCACUUCUUUCUCCAGAUCUCAUUUGGUUGCGUGGGACUUUAGCACUGGGUAUGCAGAAAUCCAAAAGGAGAACCAAAUGUUGUGUUGAAAAUGUUAGUUAACUCUAUCAUAGUUUAUGUUUCUAACUCCCGCAGACCCCCCCCCCCCCCCACCCCCCCACCCCUGGUAGCUUGGGUCGUAUGUAGACCGUGCCUAGUGUAGCGGGAGGGCUGUGACUGAUAAACUGUAUCUGACCACAGACCGACACGGAUAGAUGGAUGUUGGCAGUGUGCUCUGUGUUAUCAAGACAAGCCCCAGUAUGUCUCACUACUGACAUUUCUGGAUCUCUUUUUGUUGUUGUUGCUGCAGCUGCACAAUACAGCAAUUGUGAGUGACCCACUUUUACGUCUCCCUCUCUCCCUUGCUCACGUGAUGGAGCUGUUAAGGGAAAUGGAAUUUAGAUUCUGAUUAGAGUGGAUGGGAUGGGUGGUGGCACGGCUGUAUUUGAGAGGCUUGAAAUGAAUCCCCCCUCACGGAGCUCAGCUGAUAGCCUGGCCUUUGUUGACUGAGCCUAGAGGCUGGUUUAUGGUCACUGUAAUGGAAGUGUUACAUCAUAAGAACACUGAUCCCUACUGUCCCAUUCUGAGUAUUACUGUCCUGACUCUAUUUGUUUUCAUCCAGUGAUAUAAUCAAGGGGUUGUGCAACAGUCUAAUGAUUUCCUCAACACGAGUGGUGGAGCGGUUGCGGAAGGCAGUUUCCGAUCGUGACUCCCUGGCACACGGCUGCUCUGUGAUCUAAUGUUGUGAGAACAAACAGUGGUCAUAAGAUGCUACCUGGUCAGUAGUAACCUGCCUAAAUGACUACUGACCCGUAGCACGUCUGUAGCGAUGAAGUGCUGUGAAAGGCUGGUCAUGGCUCACAUAAACGGCAUCAUCCCAGAAACCCUAGACCCACUCCAAUUUGCAUACCACCCAAACAGAUCCACAAAUGACGCAAUCUCUAUUGCACUCAACACUGCCCUUUCCCACCUGGACAAAAGGAACACCUACGUGAGAAUGCUAUUAAUUGACUACAGCUCAGCGUUCAACACCAUAGUGCCCUCAAAGCUCAUCACUAAGCUAAGGACCCUGGGACUAAACACCUCCCUCUGCAACUGGAUCCUGGACUUCCUGAUGGGCUGCCCCCAGGUGUUAAGGGUAGGCAACAACACAUCUGUCAUGCUGAUCCUCAACACGGGGCCCCUCAGGGGUGUAUGCUUAGUCCCCUCCUGUACUCCCUGUUCACCCAUGACUGCGUGGCCAAGCACGACUCCAACACCAACAUUAAGUUUGCCGACGACACAACGGUGGUACGCCUGAUCACCGACAAUGAUGAGACAGCCUAUAGGAAGGAGGUCAGAGACCUGGCGGUGUGGUGCCAGGACAACAACCUCUCCCUCAACGUGAUCAAGACAAAGGAGAUGAUCGUGGACUACAGGAAAAGGAGGGCCGAGCAUGCCCGCAUUCUCAUCGACGGGGCUGUAGUGGAGCAGGUUGAGAGUUUCAAGUUCCUUGGUGUCCACAUCACCAACAAACUAUCAUGGUCCAAACACACCAAGACAGCACAACAACGCCUAUUCCCCUUCAGGAGACUGGAAAGAUUUGGCAUGGGUCCUAAGAUCCUCAAAAUGUUAUACAGCUGCACCAUCGAGAGCAUCCUGACUAGUUGCAUCACCGACUGGUAUGGCAACUGCUCGGCCUCUGACCGCAAGGCACUACAGAGGGUAGUGCGUACGGCCCAGUACAUCACUGGGGCCAAGCUUCCUGCCAUUUAGGACCUCUAUACCAGCCGGUGUCAGAGGAAGGCCAUAAAAAUUGUCAAAGACUCCAGCCACCCUAGUCAUAGACUGUUCUCUCUGCUACCGCACGGCAAGCGGUACCGGAGUGCCAAGUCUCUAGGUCCAAAAGUCUUCUUAACAGCUUCUACCCCCAAGCAAUAAGACACCUGAACAGCUAAUCAUGGCUACCCAGACUAUUUGCAUUCCCCCCCCCACCUCAACCCCCUCUUUUACGCAGCUGCUACUCUGUUUAUUAUUUAUGCAUAGUCACUUUAACUCUACCCACGUAAAAAUUACAUUGACUAACCUGUACCCCCGCACAUUGACUCGGUACCGGUACCCCCUGUAUAUAGCCUCGUUAUUGUUAUUUUAUUGUUGCUCUUUCAUCUUUUAUUUUUUACUUUAGUUUAUUUAGUAAAUACUUUUCUUAACUCUUAUUUUUCUUAAAUGCAUUGUUGGUUAAGGGCUUGUAAGUAAGCAUUUCACGGUAAGGUUAUAUUCGGCGCAUGUUACAAAUAAAAUUUGAUUUGAUUUCAUCACCUUUUAUAGCACUGAAGAAGCCCUUUGUUUCAAUAGAUCUGUAUGAUUUAAUUAGUAAUGAGCUCAUACAAUAAUGUAAUUUACAUAUGACUGUUAAUAUCCUAUUAAGAGUUUCAAUGUAAAAUAACUGUCAUCAGUCCAUUGUAUGCAUGUGUAGAAUGCAUCUUCUGAUCUUCCUCUGCUGCUGUUGUUUCAGGCGGUGAACUGCAAAGGGCAGCACAGUAUUUCCUACACUCUGUCCAGGAACCAGACGGUAGUGGUGGAAUACUGCCAUGACAAUGACACAGACAUGUUUCAGGUAAAUCCACCCGUUUCAAUAUUCCAGAUGCUCCAUUGGUCUGAGUUUAGCAGAUUACCCUGCCAUACAGUGGCUUGCGAAAGUAUUCACCCCCUUGCCAUUUUUCCUAUUUCGUUGCCUUACAACCUGGAAUUAAAAUGGAUUUUUUGGGGGUUUGUAUCAUUUGAUUUACACAACAUGCCUACCCCUUUGAAGAUGCAAAUUAAAAGAUUUUGUAAAACAAACAAGAAAUAAGACAAAAAAACAGAACUUGAGCGUGCAUAACUAUUCACCCCCCCAAAGUCAAUACUUUGUAGAGCCACUUUUUGCAGCAAUUACAGCUGCAAGUCUCUUGGGGUAUGUUAUUAUAAGCUUGGCACAUCUAGCCACUGGGAUUUUUGCCCAUUCUUCAAGGCAAAACUGCUCCAGCUCCUUCAAGUUGGAUGGGUUCCGCUGGUGUACAGCAAUCUUUAAGUCAUACCACAGAUUCUCAAUUGGAUUGAGGUCUGGGCUUUGACUAGGCCAUUGCAAGACAUUAACAUUUUUCUCCUUAAACCACUUGAGUGUUGCUUUAGCAGUAUGCUUAGGGUCAUUGUCCUGCUGGAAGGUGAACCUCCGUCCCAGUCUCUGGAAGACUGAAACAGGUUUCCUCAAGAAUUUCCCUGUAUUUAGCGCCAUCCUUCAAUUCUGACCAGUUUCCCAGUCCCUGCCGAUAAAAAAACAUCCCCACAGCAUGAUGCUGCCACCACCAUGCUUCACUGUGGGGAUGGUGUUCUCGGGAUAAUGAGAGGUGUUGGGUUUGCGCCAGACAUAGCGUUUUCCUUGAUGGCCAAAAAGCUCAAUUUUAGUCUCAUCUGACCAGAGUACCUUCUUCCAUAUGUUUGGGGAGUCUCCCACAUGCGUUUGGCAAACACCAAACGUGUUUGCUUAUUUUUUUCUUUAAGUAAUGGCUUUUUUUCUGGCCACUCUUCCGUAAAGCCCGGCUUUGUGGAGUGUAAGGCUUAAAGUUUAUAAGGCAAUCUGCUUAGUAAUAUUAAUUGUAUAUGUUAUUGCAUUUUAACAAUCAACUCUGGUCUGUUUUAUUUAUUUCUUAAUGCCUCAUAUGGAAUUGUUUGCUACAUAGCUGGGCAGUGUUUCUAUAGCACUCUGGUCUCUCUGUGUCAGUCUGUCCCUGUCUCUCUUUGUCCCCACCCCACUCCUUCCCUCAAGUGAACAUGUGUUCUGUACACUAUCCCCUAGCGUUAAUCUAAAUUUACAUCAGGGAGACCGCUCCACUCCCACCAGAUGGAGAAGUUCUACUGCUCCAGACAAGUGCUUUACAUUCAAACCUUUUAAUGUGUCCAUGUGUCUGCAAACAGCACUAAGUAAACAAAAGCCAUACCCAGCAGAGAGCUGAUUUUAAAAAACCCACUCAAGGACAAACGUUGGCCUACUAAAAUAACGUUUGACACUUCAGAUAGAGCUUGUCGAUCUUCAGCUCGACAAGCUGAAAAUCUUAUUAGUAAAUCUCGAUACCAAAAUUAUGAACAUGGAGAGAAAUCAGGGAAAAUAUUUGCACACCAGCUGCGUCAGAGAACCGAGACUCAAACCAUACCUGAGAUAAAUAUCGAGCUGGGUAACAAGUGUAUUGAUCAUUUAGAGAUCAAUUCAUGCUUUCAUAACUUUUACUCACAAUUAUACAUUUUGGAAUCCGCUGGUAACGCUACCUUAUUCAACACCUUCUUUGAGAACUUAGAUAUUCCCACAGUUGAACCUAAGAUACUGUAGCUGCUGAAUUGGAAGAACAGUUCUCUGUAGAAGAGAUUGUUGGCAAUUAAAUCUGUGCAGUGUGGUAAAUCCUCUGGGCCCGGCGGAUUUCCGAGCGAAUUCUUUAAAGAAUUCUCAGAUCAACUUUUUCCUCUCUUGCUUUCAGUAUUUGAGGAAUCAUUCUCCUCAAACUCUUUACCCUCAACAAUGAGACAGGCAUAUAUUUCACUUAUUGUAAAAAAUGUAAACUCUUGUGGUUCAUAUAGGCCAAUUUCUUUAUUAAAUUGCAAUGUAAAGAUACUUUUUAAGAUGCUUGCCCGCCAUUUUGAGUCAGUCCUUCCCUCCAUUAUCUCUACAGAUCAAACUGGUUUCAUUUCAAAAUCGUCAUUCUUUUUUCAACAUUGGACAUCUUUAUAUAUACUUUAUAAUCCCUCUUCAUCUGACAAGCCAGAGAUAUUGUUAUCACUAGAUGCCGAGAAGGCGUUUGAUCAGGUGGAGUGGGGUUAUCUUUUUUAUACUCUCAAACAAUUUGGAUUUGAUCCCAAUUUUAUAUCCUGUAUCAAAGUCCUUUACUCCUCCUCUAUGGCAGCAGUGCGCGCAAAUAAUAACCUUUCAUCCUAUCUCCAACUUCAACGUGGGACAAGACAGGGUUCGUCCUCUGUCGGCUCCGCUGUUUGCCAUCGCAAUCGAGCCUUUAGCCAUAGCAAUAUGUAAUAACGCCACUAUCAAAGGUAUUCGAAAAGGGUGUUAAGAGAAUAAAGUCUCACUCUAUGCGAAUGACAUUCUAUUUAUCUAACACUUUAACUGAUUUUCCAGAGAUCCAGGAUCUACUACAGACAUUUUGGUAAAAUAUCUGGGUAUAAAGUUAAUCUACAAAACAGUGAAUUGAUGUCUAUUGAUCCUGUGCAAACUUAUUUUAGUAAUGUGCCCUUCAAAGUGAGUACACAGAAAUUGAGAUACUUGAGAACUUGGGUUACACACGAUUUCAAAGAUCUCUAUAUAGCCAAUUUCCCUCCCUUGAAACUCCACCUGAAACAGGAUCUUGAACGCUGGGAUUUACGUUCUCUUUCUUUGGGUGGAAGAAUUAACGCUGUUAAAAUGAAUGUAUUACUUAAGCUUUUAUACUUAUUUCAAUGUAUUCCUAUCUUUCUGACAAAAUAUUUUUUUUAUCUCCAUAGAUAAACUGAUAUCUGCUUUUAUCUGGAACAAGAAAAACCCCUCGGAUAUGUAAAAGCGUAUUGCAGAGAUCUCGCCCCCAGGGUGGUCUAGCACUUCCGAACUUUCUAUAUUAUUACUGGGCAGCUAAUAUAAGAAUCCUGAUGAAUUGGAUGACAGAAAUCCCUGAUGUUGCAGGCCCGAAAUGGUUGACCUUAGAGAUUUCAUCCUGUGGCCCCACCUCCUUAGCUGCGCCUCUGCUCAAAACUCACAUUAGUUGAGCCUGUUUCCAAAUACACUAAAAACCCUAUUGUGAAACAUUCUCAAAACAUCUGUAAACAGUUCAGGCGAUCGUUUUCUCUCAGUGAAUUUUCGACUUCUGCCCUGUUAUUAAGGAACCAUACAUUCUCUCCAUCAGUAUUAGACAGGGCGUUUCAUAUCUGGUCUGGAAAGGGGAUCUCCUCACUGAAUGACUUGAACAUUGAUAUGGAUUUUGCAUCUUUUGAACAGUUAGUACAGAAGUUAAAUAUUCCUAGAUCCCAUUUAUUUAGGUACCUACAACUGCAUAGUUUUGUAUCUUCACGUUCUAGUCACUUCCCAUCACGCCCACCUACCUCCCUUCUAGACUCUGUUUUUAAAUGUAUCCUUAUAUCAAUGGAGGCAUAGGUUUGGUCUAUACCAGGGUUCCCCAACUGGCGGGCCGAAUUUGGCCCGCUGGUGGUUUUAUUUGCCCCCAAAGUUUUCUGAGCAAAUAAAUAAAUAAAAUAACAUGUUUUGUGUGGAAUUUUCAUUGUUUGACAUAAGACUGUAAAAACACCAGGAAAUCAGCUCCAAGUGACUUUAAUUUAAGAAAUCUGUUCCCAAGUAUUUCCACGCAUAACAGAGACACGUGAUCGUGGAGUAGCAGAGAACAGUCUAUGACUAGGGUGGCUGGAGUCUUUGACAAUUUUUAUGGCCUUCCUCUGACACCGCCUGGUAUAGAGGCCCUGGAUGGCAGGAAGCUUGGCCCCAGUGAUGUACUGCGCCGUACGCACUACCCUCUGUAGUGCCUUGCGGUCGGAGGCCGAGCAGUUGCCAUACCAGUCAGUGAUGCAACCAGUCAGGAUGCUCUCGAUGGUGCAGCUGUAGAAUCUUUUGAGGAUCUGAGGACCCAUGCCAAAUCUUUUCAGUCUCCUUAGGGGGGAAUAGGUUUUGUCGUGCCCUCUUCACAACUGUCUUGGUGUGCUUGGACCAUGUUAGUUUGUUGGUGAUGUGGACACCAAGGAACUUGAAGCUCUCAACCUGCUCUGCUACAGCCCCGUCGAUGAGAAUGGGGGCGUGCUCGGUCCUCUUCUUUUUCCUGUAGUCCACAAUCAUCUCCUUUGUCUUGAUCAUGUUGAGGGAGAGGUUGUUGUCCUGGCACCACAUGGCCAGGUCUUUGACCACCUCCCUAUAGACUGUCUCAUCGUUGUCGGUGAUCAGGCCUACCGCUGUUGUGUCAUUGGCAAACUUAAUGAUGGUGUUGGUGUCGUGCCUGGCCAUGCAGUCAUGAGUGAACAGGUAGUACAGGAGGGGACUGAGCACGCACCCCUGAGGGGCCCCCGUGUUGAGGAUCAGCGUGGCGGAUGUGUUGUUACCUACAACCUGGGGUCGGCCCAUCAUGAAGUCCAGGAUCCAGUUGCAGAGGGAGGUGUUUAGUCCCAGGGUCCAUAGCUUAGUGAUGAGCUUUGAGGGCACUAUGGUGUUGAACGCUGAACUGUAGUCAAUGAAUAGCAUUCUCACAUAGGUGUUCCUUUUGUCCAGGUGUGAACGCGCAGUGUGGAGCGCAAUAGACAUUGCAUCAUCUGUGGAUCUGUUUGUGUGGUAUGCAAAUUGGAGUGGGUCUAGGGUUUCUGGGAUAAUGGUGUUGAUGUGAGCCCUGACCAGCCUUUCAAAGCAAUUCAUGGCUACAGACGUGGGUGCUACGGGUCGUUAGUCAUUUAGGCAGGUUACCUUAGUGUUCUUUGGCACAGGGACUAUGGUGGUCUGCUUGAAACAUGUUGGUAUUACAGACAGGGAGAGGUUGAAAAUGUCAGUGAAGACACUUGCCAGUUGGUCAGUGCAUGCUCGGAGUACACGUCCUGGUAAUCCGUCUGGCUCUGCGGCCUUGUGAAUGUUGACCUGUUUAAAGGUCUUACUCACAUCGGCUACGGAGAGUGUGAUCACACAGUCGUCCGGAACAGCUGAUGCUCUCAUGCAUGUUUCAGUGUUACUUGCCUCGAAGCGAGCACAAAAGUAAUUUAGCUCGUCUGGUUGGCUCGUGUCACUGGACAGCUCGCGGCUGUGCUUCCCUUUGUAGUCUGUAAUAGUUUGCAAGCCCUGCCACAUCCGAAGAGCAUCGGAGUUUGUGUAGUACGAUUCAAUCUUAGUCCUGUAUUGACGAUUUGCCUGUUUGAUGGUUUGUCGGAGGGCAUAGUGGGAUUUCUUAUAAGCUUCCGGGUUAAGAGUUCCGCUCCUUGAAAGCGGCAGCUCUACCUUAGAAGUUACAAAAUAAGUUACAAACAAUGCGAAAAAACACACAAAAUAGCCCGGUUGGUUAAUAGUCCAUAACACAUUUACAUUACAUUUACGUCAUUUAGCAGACGCUCUUAUCCAGAGCGACUUACAAAUAGGAUAUUUUGUGUUGAGGGAAGGCACAUUAUGUUGAGUUCACAGAAUGUUUUCUAACCAGACAAUGGAAACUCAGAUGUUGGUUCACUGAUAGAGGAGUAAUGGUGCUGCUGGUAGGUUCCUCAAACCUGGGUUGUAUUCAUUAGUGCACACCGUUUCAAGACGUAGCAAAACUCAAAUAAGCGUUUCUUAUUGGAAAAGUUCAGGCAGUCCCACCCCGUGUCAGUCAGUUUUCUUCCGUUUGGGGUCUAGUGAAUACCACCCUGUUGUUGGACGGCAGCCAUCCCCUCCGGCGCCAUUGACAUUUUGUUACGUUACAGCCUUAUUCUAAAAUUGAUUAAAUAAAAAUUGUCCUCAAUCUACACACACUACCCCAUAAUGACAAAGCGAAAACAGGUUUUCAGACAUUUUAUCAAAUGUAUUACAAAUAAAAAAGAUACCUUAUUUACAUAAGUAUUCAGACCCUUUGCUAUGAGACUCGAAAUUGAGCUUAGGUGCAUCCUGUUUCCUUUGAUCAUCCUUGAGAUGUUUCUACAACUUGAUUGGAGUCCACGUGGUAAAUUCAAUUGAUUGGACAUGAUAUGGAAAGUCCCACAGUUGACAGUGCAUGUCAGAGUAAAAACCAAGCCAUGAGGUCGAAGGAAUUGUCCGUAGAGCUCGGAGACAGGAGAAUGUGGAGGCACAGAUCUGGGGAAGGGUACAAUUUUAAAACAUUUUAGAAUAAGGCUGUAACGUAACAAACUGUGGAAAAAGUCUAGGGGUCAGAAUACUUUCCAAAUGCACUGUAUAAAACCUGCCUUUAUUUCAUUAUUCGGAGUGGCACCAUAGGAGGCCCCCUCUAAACAGUUAUAUGGGCAACAUGCUGGCAUUUUUUAAAACUAUUUAUUGAGGAAAUUGCCCAUGAAUGUGGGUACUGACCUAAAAACAAACACAUUCUAAACCACCUUGUUUUACAAAUGGAUGUUCAAACCUUAAUGGUGCAGGUGUCUGUUCUAACCUGGGCUGACUAUGUUGUCCUGCAGAUUGGCCGCUCCACAGAGAGCCCCAUAGACUUUGUGGUGACGGACACAGUGUCUGGGGGUCAGGAGGGAGAGGAGACGCCCAUCACCCAGAGCACCAUCUCGCGCUUCGCCUGCCGUGUCGUGUGUGAGCGGGUCCUGCCCUACACCGCCCGCAUCUACGCUGCUGGCUUUGACUCCUCCAAGAACAUCUUCCUGGGGGUAAGACUGGGCUCACAGGGGACUGUCCCAAGGUUAGGAAUAAUAAUAAUAAUAAUAUGCCAUUUAGCAGACGCUUUUAUCCAAAGCGACUUACAGUCAUGCGUGCAUACAUUUUUCGUGUAUGGGUGGUCCCGGGGAUCGAACCCACUACCUUGGCGUUACAGGCGCCGUGCUCUACCAGCUGAGCUACAGAGGACUGUCUCCUGGGUUGACUGGUAUUCAGAUUUGUUGUUGUUGUUGUUCAUUUUAUGACAAUAAUGCACAAUGGAACACUUCUAGCAUGUUUUUGAUUUCUCCUCUUGUUUUCCUCCUAAGAAUCUAAGCCUGGUUCGCAAAUGCAUGUCUAGCAUUCCAGACAGAACGAACUAGAUUAGCACACAAUUUAUACUAGCACCAGUGUUAUGUAAGCCCACUACAGUGUGACUUUCCCCCUGUCUCAUCCUCAGGAAAAAGCCGCCAAGUGGAAGAACCCGGAUGGUCACAUGGACGGGCUAACAACCAAUGGAGUGCUGGUGAUGCACCCCAGGGGUGGGUUCACGGAGGAGUCCAAGCCCGGUGUAUGGAGGGAGAUCUCUGUGUGUGGGGACGUUUACACCUUGAGAGAGACCCGCUCUGCUCAGACCCGCGGCAAACUGGUCAGUAGCACUGAUGAUGCUCCACCAUUACCCUCAUCAAAUCUGUUCUCAGUCAUUAGGUCAAAUAAAGAACCAUUAAAAAACAUCAGAGCAUUCAACAUUAUACUGUUACAUCUUUAAAAUUCCAUACCCAAUUACACCAAAACCAAAUUGAUCCCUAUACCACUCUACAAAGGAAGCAAUGUUUUUUUCUUUUAAAAACAUAGUUUCCAUAUACUUUGUGUUCAAACCCAGCUGUGUCAGUGUUAAGCCCAAUGUAACCUAAUGGAGCUGUGUGUGCUGCGUUGCCCCCUGCAGGUGGAGUGUGAGAGCAACGUGCUGCAGGACGGCUCCCUGGUAGACCUGUGUGGAGCCACCCUGCUGUGGCGCACAGCUGACGGCCUCUUCCACACGCCCACCCAGAAGCACCUGGAGGCCCUGCGGCAGGAGAUUAACGCAGCGCGGCCCCAGUGCCCUGUGGGCCUCAACACCCUGGCUUUCCCCAGCAUGCAGCGCAGCCGCGCCCUCUCCUCCCUGGAGGACAAGCAGCCCUGGGUCUACCUGGCCUGUGGCCACGUGCAUGGCUACCACAACUGGGGUCACCGCUCUGAGCAGGAGCCCAACGCCCAGCGAGAGUGCCCCAUGUGCCGGACCGUGGGACCCUACGUGCCGCUGUGGCUGGGCUGCGAGCCCGCCUUCUACGUGGACGUGGGCGCCCCCACACACGCCUUUGUGCCGUGCGGACACGUGUGCUCGGAGAAGUCGGCAAAGUACUGGGCGGAGAUCCCUCUGCCCCAUGGCACCCACGCCUUCCACGCUGCCUGCCCAUUCUGUGCCACCCAGCUCAGCCUCACCCAGGGCUGUGCCAAGCUCAUCUUCCAGGGCCCCAUUGAC
Messenger RNA from Coregonus sp. 'balchen', 21496 nucleotides. The record is from the annotation of a GenBank genome assembly. NCBI's taxonomy places the organism in Eukaryota, Metazoa, Chordata, Actinopteri, Salmoniformes, Salmonidae.